Messenger RNA from Alternaria alternata, 1141 nucleotides. RefSeq names its product NAD(P)-binding protein. The transcript is spliced from 2 exons. The coding region runs from base 221 to 1141 and encodes 306 amino acids. The record is from RefSeq and is a predicted model, not a curated record. NCBI's taxonomy places the organism in Eukaryota, Fungi, Ascomycota, Dothideomycetes, Pleosporales, Pleosporaceae.
GCAAAGUCGACUGUCUUGCUACGCUGCCACCGGCUAAACGUGCUCACCAAAGCUGUGAUAAAGCUAUGAAGACCUCAAAUAAUUGACUGUCCUGUCACUCACCCGCCAGCUAACACAAUAUCUCUACGUGUUUACUAGCAUUCACGUCCUUCUGCUUAUUACAUAGCAUCGAAUUCCCACUUCUGAGCAUCACGUCCUUCAUCCUCUGAAACGCACCAACAUGGCUGCGGUAUUGAUAACUGGCGCUACUGGAAAGCAAGGUGGUUCCGUUGUGAACGCGCUUCUCAAGGCCAACAGCGAGUUGCAGAUUCUCGCCCUUACGCGCAACGCGCAGUCAGCAUCCGCACAGAGGCUUGCCCAGAAGUCUCCGAAGAUCAAGCUCGUUACGGGCAAUCUAGACACGAUUGAAGAUGUCUUCAAUUCAGCAAGACAAGCAACCAACCUGCCCAUCUGGGGGGUGUUCAGUGUGCAGCAGGUUCCAAUGGGAGGUGGACAAAACGCCCAGAGCGAAGAGCGUCAAGGCAAAGCCCUGGUUGAUGCCUCGCUCAAACACGGUGUGAAACACUUUGUCUACUCGUCCGUCGAUCGCGGCGGCUCGAGAUCUGACAAAGACCCCACUAACAUUCCGCACUUUAUCAGCAAACACAACAUCGAGCAGCACCUGUUUAGCAAGGUGGACAGCAAUAGCAGCAUGAACUACACCGUCCUUCGUCCUGUCGCUUUCUUCGAAAACCUAAUGCCAAAUUUCUUCGGCAAAGUUUUUACAACAAGCUGGCAGACGACAUUGCGCCGAGACCAGAAGCUACAGCUAAUCCCCACGAGUGACAUUGGCUUCUUCGCAGCCGAGGCUUUCAUGAAGCCUAAAGAGUAUCUCAACGAGAGGAUAUCGAUUGCAGGAGACGAGUUGACUUACGAUGAGUUCAAGACGAUUUUCGAGGAGAAGACAGGUCAGAAUCUGCCGACGACGUACAGAUUGAUAUCGGCGGCGAUCAACGGGAUGGUUAAGGAGCUAGGCUACAUGUUUCAGUGGUUCCGCGAUGUUGGGUAUGGAGCAGACAUUCCUAGCCUGAAGGAGCGUAAUCCGGAGCUCAAGGACUUCAAGACCUGGCUGGAUGUUGAGAGUGCAUGGAAGACUCGAUGA